This is a messenger RNA of Humulus lupulus (European hop), 2493 nucleotides long. RefSeq lists its product as uncharacterized. The transcript is spliced from 5 exons. The record is from RefSeq and is a predicted model, not a curated record. Lineage: Eukaryota; Viridiplantae; Streptophyta; Magnoliopsida; Rosales; Cannabaceae. Bases 1 to 2493 code for a protein of 830 amino acids.
AUGGAGAUAUUAGAUUCACUACCUAAAUUCAUUAGCUAUAUUAAUGAGAGAGGCCAAGUAGCGGACCAAUUGAUUGACUAUAAGUGGCUGCCCACGAAGUUCUCUCAGUGUAAAAAACUAGGGCAUACAACUUUUUCUUGCAAAUUUGUGGAAGGAGUGGUUUGGAGAAAGAAGGAGGUCCAGACAGCUCCUGCAGAUGGCUGUGUUGCUCAUAAAGAAUCUGAUAGUCCUCCGAAACCAGCCCAGGCAAGUUCAGCUCAGACUCAAUCUAAGGAGGAAACGGAAUCCCACCAUGUGAAACUUCCAAAGGAUCAAGGAUGGGCCUACCCAAAAAAACCAGGUACUCAGAAAAUGAAAACCCCUGUAACAGCCCAUAAUACAAAUAAUACUUUCAGUGUUCUCCAAGAACAAAAGCAGUUUCUCAAUGACCCUUCCUUGUUAUUGAACUUGAAUGGAAAAUUUCAACAUAAUGAGCUGGAAUGCCAGUCUUUUUGUUUCACAGUAGUUUAUGGCUCAAAUCAGUUGGAGGCUAGGAGAGUUCUUUGGUCUGAAUUAUCUGCUUUAUCUUUCCCUGUUAAACCAUGGUUAAUAGUUGGAGAUUUCAACUCUGUCUUUGACUCAACAGACCGAAUGGGGGGUAAGGCAAUAUCUUUCAAAGAGCUAGAGGAUGCUAGACAAUGGCUUGAUCUCGGUGUAGUGGAAGAAAUGAAGAUUAUGGGUUCUUUUUAUACGUGUGCCAUAGCCAAUUGGGAGGAAGUCUCAGAUCAUUGUGUUAUAGUUUUGAAGCAUAUUUCAGUCCAGAAUAAGGGUUUGCGUCCAUUUCGUUUCUACAAUAUGUGGACUAGCCAUCUUAAAUUCAAGACCACUGUUUUGACUAGCUGGAAUAAACCUUUAAAAUCUGAGGGUUGCGGUUUACAGCAGAUUUCGAGGAAAUUGCAUCGUCUUAAGUUUCAAUUGAAGAGAUUCAAUUGGAGGGUUGUUGGAGACAUUGUCAAGAAUUAUGAGGAAAGCAAGAAUACUUACGAGCAAGCUAAAAUUAGUAUUUUUUCUGACCCGACUAAUCAGGCCUUGAGUGAUGCUGAGAGAACUUCUUAUCUAGAGUUUAAGAAACAAGAGGCAGCUUAUGCUAGCUUUCUGUACCAGAAGAGUAAAAUAGAUUGGAUCCGAUUUGGUGAUGAAAACUCAGCCAUGUUCUAUGCUAGUAUGAAGAAAAGGAAAGCUAAUAACAGAAUUGUUUCUUUUAUUGCUGAAAAUGGCAGAGUUGAAGCGGAUUACCCAAAGUCUUUCUUGGGUUGUUCUAGUACAGCUUUUGGUCAUAUUGAUUCCUCAGUCGUGAACUUAGGUCCGCUCUUGAGCCUAGAUGACCAAAUUGAUCUGAUUAAGCCUUUCUCUUCUCAAGAUGUCAAAACAGCCAUGUUCAGUAUUAAGGCUAUUAAAAGCCCUGGACCAGACGGAUUUGGUGUUGGUUUUUUCAAAACUUUAUGGUCUGUCAUAGGGAAAGAGGUGGCCACUGCAGUGCUUGAAUUUUUUGACAUAGGUUGUAUUCCGAAGGCUUUGAAUAAAACCAUCUUAACUCUUAUUCCUAAAGUUAGUCAACCAUCAAAUGCCUCUGAGUAUAGACCAAUUGCUUGCUGUAAUACUCUGUACAAAUGCAUUUCUAAAAUGCUUUGUAACAGGUUGACAUCUAUCCUUCCCAAAUUGGUCAAUCAAAAUCAAGGAGCUUUCGUUAAGAAUAGAUCUCUUGCCCAUAAUGUCCUUAUUCUUCAAGAUCUCCUUAAGGGUUAUAAUCGCAAACGAAGUUCUCCUCGUUGCUUAAUGAAGAUAGACCUCAGCAAAGCAUAUGAUUCCAUUGAUUGGGAAUUUCUAGAGAACCUGCUGAAUGCUUACAAAUUUCCUGGCAGAUUUAUUAAGUGGAUUUUGAUAUGUCUAAGAGGCUCCUCGUAUUGCAUUCUCAUGAAUGGUCAGCUCCAUGGUAGUUUUAAGGGUGGUAAAGGGCUUCGUCAAUGUGACCCUAUCUCCCCCCUUCUCUUUGUUCUAGUCAUGGAAUAUCUUACGCUAGCACUUCAUGGGGCUGCUAAGGACAAGAAAUUCAGGUUCCAUCUUUUAUGUAAAUCUUUGAAUAUAACUAAUCUUUGCUUUGCGAACGAUUUGCUUAUUGUUUGUAAAGCUCAUGCUAGUUCUAUUCAGAUUUUUCAACAGACUUUUAGUUCCUUUUCAGCAGCUUCUGGUCUGUACAUUAUUAAUUCUAAGUCCCGCAUAUAUUUUGGGGGUAUCUCUAGUACUGAGAAGGAGUAUCUGCUGAGUCUUUCUAAGAUGACAGAAGGGAAGUUUCCUUUAGUUUAUCUUGGCAUGCCUUUGAGACCUACUAAAUGGAAAGCUAUGGACUUCGGUCUUAAUGGGGAUAAGGAAUUAUUGGAUGAGCAUUUUUCUUCUUCCUCAGAAGGUCAUCAAAGAAAUGGACUGUCUUUGCAGGAUCUUCUUAUGGGGUGGUAA